Messenger RNA from Meloidogyne enterolobii, 626 nucleotides. The record is from the annotation of a GenBank genome assembly. NCBI's taxonomy places the organism in Eukaryota, Metazoa, Nematoda, Chromadorea, Rhabditida, Meloidogynidae.
UUAAAAAAAUGUUAACAAAAUUUAGACCUAAAUUGGUCUUUUUAUUACUCACUUUGUCUUAUUUAUUGGCUAACAAUAUUUCAUAUAGUCAGCAAUUUGAUAAUUCUGCUGAAAAAGAAACAAUGAGUCUUUUACCGAAAGGAAGCAAGGAAAUUGGAGAAAUUAAGGAAGAGAAAAAGGAUGAAGGCAAGACAUUUAAAUUUCUGCUACCAGAGAAUCCCGAGAUUACAACUUUUGGAAAUAUGCGUGACAACAUUUUAAAAUUAUUUGAGAAAAACAAAGAAAUAAAAUGUAAAAAAAUGCUCAUAAAUUGUCUAAAAAACGAACUGAAAAAAAUUAAAUUUGGGCACAUAAAUGCACAAAUAUUUGCAGAUUUUGAAGGAUAUUUAAGUAGACAAAAGGACGAAGAAAAGAAUAAAAAAUUAAAAACGGUCAAGAAAUCGGUUGCAAAUUUGGAAAAAUUUGAAUUUGUAACGUUUUUAAAAAUUAGAGAAAUGUGUGGGGAUUUGAAGAAUUAUUUUAGGGAACACAUUGAAAUUGCUAAAGAAAUUUGUUCUAUAGAGAAGUUUACUGAGAAAUUUGAUAAAAUGCUUAAAUCUGCUAAGACCACAUUUGUAAGCUUAUAA